GGGCCAAGUCCUAAACGUCAAGUUAACAGCUGUUUGUGGUCGAUUUUAAACGUUCGAGUAUUUUUAUGAAGGUUUCCGAAAUUAAUUUUGCAGAUUUUAUUUAGACAAGUAUAUUGUUCAAUAAUAUUAAAACAACUUCAUUGUUAAACUGUUCCAGUAAGAUGUCACGAAAGGAAGCUCUCUCAACGUUCAUCAAUCAGAUCCAUGGGCGCCCAGUGGUUGUGAAACUGAACAGCGGCGUAGAUUACCGUGGCGUCCUGGCAUGUCUCGAUGGUUACAUGAACAUCGCACUCGACCAGACUGAGGAAUAUGUCAAUGGUCAGCUGAAAAAUAAAUACGGUGAUGCGUUCAUUCGUGGUAAUAAUGUUCUGUACAUAUCCACUCAAAAAAGACGUGUAUAGUAAAUCAUCUCUACUGCUUAAUUGAAAAUACAACUUCCAUUUCCAAAUACAAUGUUUUAUUUC
Toxorhynchites rutilus septentrionalis is the source of this 464-nucleotide messenger RNA. Its product is annotated as U6 snRNA-associated Sm-like protein LSm6. Gene Ontology annotation, biological process: mRNA splicing, via spliceosome; maturation of SSU-rRNA. Bases 162 to 401 code for a protein of 79 amino acids. Gene Ontology annotation, cellular component: sno(s)RNA-containing ribonucleoprotein complex; U6 snRNP; P-body. The record is from RefSeq and is a predicted model, not a curated record. The transcript has 2 exons. NCBI's taxonomy places the organism in Eukaryota, Metazoa, Arthropoda, Insecta, Diptera, Culicidae. Gene Ontology annotation, molecular function: RNA binding.